UUUGCCAUAUAACAACAGUGUACGUUUAAUUGACUAACUCAAUUGAUGUUCGGACAACAGGACUGAGUACGUCUAGAGAGAAAACGGUUGUGCGUUUCGAUUACAACAAAAUAUACUAAAAAGUUAAAAAAGAGGAAUGCCGUCGAGUAGUGUUAGACUAUUUGAUGGGUUAUCCGCUGGGACCCAACGUCGAGCACACCAUUCAGUUCUACAUUAGCCAGCUAGAAUACGAAGUACUGUCUGGGCGAGAAUCUGCUGUGAUGAUGUUAAAAACGAUGUUCCUUUCAUUCCCAGCGGAACUUCUUAAUACCAAAGGAAACUUUGUCUUUCUUACAUUAGGAAUACGUCUGAUUAACGAACAGUCCCCUCAAUGUCGCGCUCUAGUUGCAGAGGCCUUGGAAACUCUAUUGUCUCGGUUGAAUAAAAAUUAUCGUGACGAAUUGGUGAAUUUGAUACUGGUUUUGCUGCAGAACAAUAAAUUGAACCAUCGAGAACUUGGCGCUCAAUUCAUCAAACGCCUGAUAAACGUCGAGAAAAAGACAUUUACACGCCGGGUCGAUCAAAUAUUUCCAGCUUUGCUUUCAUCCCUCAACGAUUUGGGAUCGGAAAAUGCUGGAAAAUUUGUCCGUUUGAAACAUAUUGUACCACUGGACGAACAAGGUGAAGAGGCACAAGCAUUGAAAGACCAUUCUUUGUUUCAAACGUUGAAUGUUUUACGCCAGAUAUUUGAGGUAUGUCCGGAGGUUCUUACAUGUACCAAAUAUCUUGAAAUGGUCGAUGAGCUGGCUUAUAGUCUUCAAUCACUGCUUGCCUAUGAUCAUCAGUGGGUUCGUUUUGGUGCCCUCGAAUUACUUGGAGUCAUUCUUAGUUGUAUCAAACCGCAUACUAUUUACAGAAUUCUAAAAGGCGAAGAAAGUGAAAUGAGUCACCGGUUUAUGUACAGUAAUCCUAGUGCACAAGCGCGUUCUCUCGUUUUGGAUAUGUGUACUCAAUUGAUGCCAGGAGAAACGGAUGACGCCACUGCCCAACUGAUAGCUCAAAAUCUUCUCAUCAUCGGAAACAUUCUCAGCGACAUCCCGUUAAAGACCGACAAUGCAGACAAUAACAAAAGCAUCGAUUUAAUUUGGAUGCUGCGAAGGGUACGGUAUGUCAUACAAAGUGAAGUAGCUAAAUCACCAAAAUCUAUUGUCUUGCGAAAAAACAUGUUCAAUCUAAUGGAAUCAAUCGUCGAUUUGCUAAAUGAUAAUGCUUUGCUAUGUUUGGCGCCGUCAAUUUUGUCACCAGCACUGCGUGAAUUAACUGACAAAGAUCAUGUCAACGAAGACCUGAAACAAAUAGUUGAAAGGCUAGGUUGUCAAAUUAAAGCUAAAAUUGGCAAGGAGCAGUACGAUAAUAUUUGUUUUAAUAUGCAGUCCAAAAUUGAAGAAAAACGUCGACUUCGGCGACGAAAUAAUGCAAUAGAGAAGAUAAAUAAUCCUUCCCUAGCUGCAAAAAGAAAGCUGACGGAAAAAAAUCGAAAAAGAGAAGCGAAAAGACGUAAAUCCGAUGUUCUAAAGCAACAGAACAGCAAGCGAACGUAUAGUGGAGAGAAAAAAAUAAAUAGAAAAACAAGACGUUUAGAAGACUUGUUCCAAAGCUAACUGAUUGCAUACUACGCCUACUACCACAGAUAAAAGAAUGUUAAAGACAGAAGAUUUUCCGAAUAA
Molecule: messenger RNA, 1706 nt
Organism: Topomyia yanbarensis
Lineage: Eukaryota; Metazoa; Arthropoda; Insecta; Diptera; Culicidae
Product: small subunit processome component 20 homolog
Exons: 4
Coding region: 165-1640 (491 amino acids)
Cellular component (GO): 90S preribosome; small-subunit processome; nucleolus
Source: RefSeq, a predicted model, not a curated record